AGGCUGCAGAAUGACGUCCAUGUUUUGCUCCAGCUCAUCCCAGCCUGGCGUGGGACAGGGAAGAGAAAUGGCUGCAGUGGAGUCAGUCCAGGGGCCGGUGACCUUCAAGGAGGUGGCUAUGUAUUUCACCAGGGAAGAGUGGGCUCUGCUGGACCCCACUCAGAGAGCCCUCUACUGGGAUGUCAUGCAGGAGAACUAUGAGACUGUGACCUCGCUGGGCCAGAGAAUAACAUCCAUGUUUCGCUUCAGAUCAUCUUGUCCUCCCAGGGUAUAA
Molecule: messenger RNA, 274 nt
Organism: Gopherus flavomarginatus (Mexican gopher tortoise)
Lineage: Eukaryota; Metazoa; Chordata; Testudines; Testudinidae
Product: zinc finger protein 707-like
Exons: 4
Coding region: 11-274 (87 amino acids)
Biological process (GO): regulation of DNA-templated transcription
Source: RefSeq, a predicted model, not a curated record